CAAACCAAACGCCGAAUGCUUGUCUGCUCUGCGAGACAAGCAAUUUGCCAUCAAAUGCGCCCAUGCGGCCGAAAUUUAUCUUUUGGAAUUGCAUUAGGCUACUGUACACUAGGGGCGGAUUUUGACCUCGCAACUCUCAAAACAUCAUUAAUCUGCGGAUGACAUUCAGGCAUAGACCGCUGCUGGAUUUAUUUCCCGAAAUGAAUUCCGCUGUUGAACCGAAAACGUCAAAACAGCAAGAAAAUUGUCAGGCUAGAAUAAGACAAGAGCUAAAAAGUCUUCGGGUAUGACGGUUAAAAUGCGGGUUGGAAUUGUAUCACUGCACUAACGUAGCAAUUUAUUGUAGCUAUGCAGGCCUUAAUACUGCAUUUGCCCACAGAUUCCAUCCACCAGUACUACCUGACAUCCACGAGCGUGUCUGUGUAGUCUAUUGCAGUCAUUUUUGCUUAUAGGAUUUUUACGGGACAAAACUUGUGGCAAUCUAAUGUUGACAACUAAGCUGCUUUGGGAGAUCUAUUAUAUCGGCCAAAUAUUAUCGACGAGAUACGACUUGGUCCCAUUGUCAUUCAAUGUACAAUAGUGCUAUUCCAAAGCUUCCCUAUGGAUGAGCCUGGGAAUGACUUCAAUGGAUCUCUUUGGAAGUGCAAGGCAGGGAUGUAAUGGAUUGGUCCCAUGGCCUGCCAGCUCCCUCUUCCCAGUAUGUCCAGCUGUGGCAAACCUCCCCCACUCUCCGGAGAAGGGUCAGGCUCUAACUCUCUGGCAUGGGUCAAACUCUUCAAAAAGCCUGGAGGUGUUGGUGGGGGUCUGGGGAAGUCCUAUCAGCCUGGGAGCAUGUUGUCUCUGGCUCUCACCAAAGGCCUUCUGAACGAACCAGGCCAGAAUAGCUGCUUCCUCAACAGUGCCGUACAGGUGCUAUGGCAGUUGGACAUUUUCAGGAGGAGUUUGAGACAGCUUCCUGGUCAUUUUUGUCUAGGGGAUGCCUGCAUUUUCUGCGCUUUAAAGAGUAUUUUCAGCCAGUUCCAGGAGAGCCGAGAGCGAGCGUUGCCUUCAGAUAGCCUGCGCCACGCCCUUGCCGAAACCUUUAAGGACGAGCAACGCUUCCAACUAGGCCACAUGGACGACGCUGCAGAGUGCUUUGAGAACAUUCUGGAGAGAAUUCACCUGCACAUAGUUUCUGACACAGCGACUGAGGCCUGCACAUCCAAGUCCUGCAUUACCCACCAGAAGUUUGCCAUGACACUUUAUGAACAGUUUGUAUGUCGUAGUUGUGGCGCCUCCUCGGACCCCCUUCCUUUCACAGAGCUAGUGCAUUAUGUUUCCACCACAGCCCUAUGCCAACAGGUGGGCCACGUCCUGGGGAAGAACGACAGGCUUCGGUCGGACAUGUUCGGGGAAUUGCUGCAGGCGGCAAACACCAUCGGUGACCUACGGAACUGUCCGAGCAACUGUGGCCAGAGCAUCAAGAUCCGUCGGGUUCUCCUGAACUGCCCAGAGAUCGUCACCAUUGGCUUCGUGUGGGACGCAGAGCAGUCUGACCUUACAGAGGAUGUGGUUAGGUCACUGGGUCCACAUCUCAACCUCUCGGGGCUGUUCAACCGGGUCACUGAUGAGAACGCCAAAAGGAGUGAGUUACGUCUCGUGGGAAUGAUUUGUUUCUCCAGCAAACAUUACUCUGCGUUCGCUUAUCACACCAAGUCCUCAAAAUGGGUCUUCUUUGAUGACGCCACCGUGAAAGAGAUCGGAUCCAAGUGGAAAGACGUGGCCUCUAAAUGCAUCCGGGGACAUUUCCAGCCACUGCUCCUGUUCUACACAAACCUGGAGGGGACCCCAGUCUCCAGCGAGGACGCACCCAGACAAACAACCAUGUGUCCCCGCUUUAAAGCCAACAUCAACGGGGAAGUGCCAGCAGGGAUGAAGAAGCUGGAUGCCGUCCGGGAGAAAGCAGGCCCACUCCGCUCCAACCAGGGGCCCUAUAAGCAGAUGCUACCUCCACCCUCCACCUCAGGCUACAAAAGAGUGAAAGGCCCACCUGCUAGUCCCAACACAUUCCGGGAUCCUUCCAAGGAGACUUCCCAGAGGGUGGUAGAAGGGAUAAAGAAAGAGGCCGAAAGAGGGCAUCGAAAACUAGAUCCACACAAAGAUAUGGCCUAUGCCAGAUCCCCUUCUGAGGGCGGGCUGAGGCCGCACGCCGACCAGAGGUUGCGAGGCGGGAGUGGGGCCCGGGCUGACAAGUUGUCAUCCUCCCACCAGAACAGAGCUUCCCAGGACCCACGCUUUCAAUCCGGUGCCCCUGGUGGACACAGUUGGAGACAGGAAACCUCCCCUGGUCGCCAAGAACAGGACGGCAGCCAGGAUGCGUGGGAGAAGGAUGGCGGGUCGGGAGCGGGCCGCAACAAAGCCAAGCCCUCCUGGAGGCCCAUCCGGGAAGUUCUGAACGUGGACAGCGUCUUGAAUGACCUUGAACGACGGCAACAACAGCAGCAGCACGGCGGCGGUGGUGGUAGCCCCCGGCUCUCUAAACCCUCCUGUCAGGAGAGGCCUCACGGCAGCGAACGGGACAACCGGGACUGGGAAAAAGAGCGGGAAAGGGAUAAAGAGCGGGAACGGGAGCGUCUCAGGAUAAGGGAAGAGCGCAAGCAGCAGAAGUGCUUGAUGACGAUUUACGAGGACGAGCAGCGGCAGGAGACAGAGAGCCACAGCUCCCUCGAAUCGGAGGGCAGGGCAAGUGGGCACGGAGACCAGGGUGGUGUAGGGGGUGGGAGCAGAGGUGGAGGGAGGGCCAAGGGCGGGCCCAAAGCCCUGUUGCGCAGCGACACCUGGACAAUCCAGAGGACUGAGUCGGGAUACGAGAGCAGCGACCGGCUGAGCAGCGGCUCCACCAACCCUGACUCGCCCGGGGUAGACAGCUUUGCCGGGAAGGAGCAGCGGUUGACACCAGAGGUGCAGUCUCAGAGCAGGGGUCAACUUCACCCAAACAGAUGUGAUUCAAAACCUGAUGCGGUACACUCCUCUUUGUAUCAAGGCAAACAUCAACUGACAACUCAGGGAAAGAACUGCGACCAUCAAGUUUCACAUCUCCUGAAAAGUAGUCCAAGUUCAAGGCGAAAAUGUAGAUACAGCUCUGGCAGUUCUAAGAAAGGAGCAGGUCUAGAGAGGGACGCUAGCUCCUCAGACAACAGGAGUAGUCACAUGAUGGGAUCGCCAGAGAUGAGUAACAACAACAGAGGUGGUCACCAUGGCGACAGCCCCGCCGUGCGGCGCUUGGGUAAAACCAGCAGCUCGGAGUGGAACAGCUCUGACGACCUGGCUGGAAAUCUCUCGGAACCAGAGGACAGUGCCUACCACUCCAGCAACAUCAAGCCCCCUCUGUCCGAGUCUCCCUGCCCCUGUCCCCCCCACCACCUGGCCUUCCACCAACCCCCCCAUAUCGAACUGGAAGAACCCUCAUCUCAACAUCAGCCCUCCAUGCCGUCACUGCCUCACCCUAAAGCCGCCCAGCGAGCUUCCCCUCACCAGGGGGAUGUUGGCCGCCAUUGCUUCCGUCCCAGGCUACUCCAAGAGCCCUCCCAGACCAGCCCCCGGCCCAGCGUCCGGCCCACCCCGGCCUCACAUACCCCCAGCCCCAACCAGAGGUCGGAAUCCAAUGGCCCUCUGCAGAGGCCCUUGUCGAGUGCCAGCUCCAAGUCGGGCUCGGACCCAGAGAGGAGCAACCCGUCGUCGGGCGAAAGCGAGGAGAGGCUCCCCAUCUGCAGGCCACCUGGAGCCGAGUCAGCGGUAGCCCAAGGGGUUUCCCUCACCACGUACUUCAGCGUGGACAAUUGCAUGACAGACACAUACAGACUUAAGUACCAUCACCAGCGACCCCUCCUACUCUCAGCUAUCAUGCCCAAAACACCAACGGAGCCCGCAGAACACCCCAGCCACCACCUGCACCCUGCAAACACACACUCCAUGCUAGACCCACCCAAAACCCGGCCUGAUGCAGGCCAUAACAGCAAUAAGCCCACUGCAAAAUGGAACCCAGUGACAGCCAAAGGACUGGAUGAGCGUGGCUAUUUGUGACGAUAUUACCUGGUCUGAUGUCCAUAUAAAAUAAGCUAUUGAACUGGAUGCCAAAGAGUCUGCUGGCUGGAAAAGUGUUGCUCCCAGAACUUCAACUGUAAUCAGUGUCAAAUGUCAAAUCACUGAUGCACUGUGGGUUACUGAAGUACUUCUAUGUAUUUUAAAGUAAGAUACAGUUUGAUAGUGCACUGUCAGAGAAAAAAUGUACCUAUGUUGAUAGAUGAGUUGGAAAGGGCAGUCCAAGUCAUAAUACAGUAAAAUAUAAUGAUUACCUGUUGAGUAUACACUCUAUACCUUUUGGUUUAAGGUAAUGUGCAUCUCUGAUUGUGUAGCCAACACAAAUUCUGUUUCCGAAUAUAAGAGGCAAAUUCAGCAAUCUCAUAAUACAAACACUAUCAUUGUGUUUGUAUACUUGUUAUCCUGCUGAAUAGACAACUGUAAUAAUGUUAGCCAACCUGCAUGAGGACUUAUAAAGAGGUAACAAUAGUGAUGUGUACAGUAUGAGCAUGCGCAUGGCAUACUUUACAUUUGUAUCCAACCGACAUCCAAAUUCCAAUUGGUUUAUGUUAUUGGGUCUACUUAAAUGAUAUCUACACUUUUUUGACCUGCCUCAAUUUUUCCACAUACAGUACCAUGCAAGUACUUUAUAGGGCAGGAGAGACAUCAGAUUUAUUUCAACCACUGCUAACUUGACCAACUUUAGCCACUGCUAACCAAAAAGUGAAAGGAAUGAUAGGGUAAAGCUCACUAUGUUCAGAAUUAGAAUUAGAAGUAACUUCAAUCAAUCAAAUGUCUUUAUAAAUACCUUUUUACAUCAGCAGAUGUCACAAAGUGUGUAUACAGAAACCCAGCCUAAAACCCCAAAACAAGCAAUGCAGGUGUAGAAGCAAGGUGGCUAGGAAAAACUCCAUAUUGCAGCAUAGAUACUGGAGACUGAGACGGGGGGUCGGGGACACUGUGGCCCUGCCCGACGAUACCCCCAGGCGGGACCAACCAGGCACGAUGUAAUCUCACCCACUUUGACAAAGCACAGCCCCCACACCACUAGAAGGACAUCAACAGACCACCGACUUACUACCCAGAGACAAGGUGGCGUAUAGCCCACAUAGAUCUCCCCCACCACACAAGCCCAAAACCGGACAGGAAGAUAACGUUGAGUAUAGCGGAAAAAAAGCCUUGCACGACGUGAUGCACCUCUCUUAGGGACGGAAUGGGAGAGCACUAACAAGCCAGUGUAGAGAGGGGAGCCGGCCAGACAGAGACGGCAAGGGUGGUUUGUCACUCCAGUGCCUUGCCGUUCACCUUCACACCAGUGAUUUGAAGGUAUUUGAGUUGAUUUGGUCGUGCAAUUUUGAACAUGAUGAGCUUGCCCCUAUCACUCCAAUUGUUCAUAGUGGCUAUUUAAACAAAUCAAACCUGUGGAUGACAGUUUCUUUGCCCCAUAGACUACUUUCAGAGUAAGUGGAAAAAAUAGAGGUAAGUUUGAAAACAGCAAAAAAAUCCUUUAAGUUGUUAUUAUUUAUUGUAUUUAUUUAGGGAGAAGAUAACGGCAGGGAUUCAAUAUGAUCGCGAGUUAUAGCUAUUGCAGCUUUUAAAGCCAAUGUUUCCACAUUCACGGAGAUCCUAUUUACGGUAAAUGCUGCUAAUGUUGUCUCAAUCGGAAAAUAGCGUAAGUCUGAAAAAAGCAUAGUGUUCCAAGGUGUGGGAUACUAUGCUAGCAUGAUUGUGUCAAUAUGUUUUCAUCAAUGUCUAUAACCUACGAUCGGAUUGAAUCCGGGCCAAAGUGUUGGACACUAUGUAAGCAUGAUUGUGUCAAUACGUUUUUGGCAAUGACACCCAUAGUAUCACAAUUUAAGGUGCAAUUUAUUUAAAUGUUGGUAAAUCUGAUAGCAAGUUGCCCUCUAGAUGUUUCUGAAUGAAGCCAAACAAAUAUAAUUCACAUUAGAAUUCAUUUCAUACUGUUUUCAUUGGAUAGGUCAGGGGUCAUUUCCCUGUCAAAAACCAGGAACCAUAACUUUUACCAUAACUUUUUUACAUAAAACAUUUUCACAUUUCACAUUUGUUAAAGGAAGAAAAGUAUUAGGUAAAUAACCCAAUGGGAGAUGGCUUCAGUUUUGGUGAUCCAUAAAACCAUUCAGAUCAUGCUAAUGUGUAAACUUUAAAGGCCCAGUGCAGUCAAAAUCUUGUUCUAUAUAUAUUUCCACACUAUGAGGUUGGAAUAAUACUGUGACAUUGUGAUAAUGAUGAAUAAUAUUCUAGUGUAAGCUGUUUGAAAAGAGCGUCUGAAAUUUCUGCCUGUUUUGGUGGGAGGGAGUAUUGGCCUUCCAUGGUGACAUCAACAUGCAGUAAAUUAGUUAAUAGACCGAGAGAUGGGUCGAAGAUACGAGAGUUCCAAACAUCUCCGCCAUUAACAGCAAAAGCAAAAAAAAAAUCUUCUUUUUUUUGUAGUUUUCCCCUGCUCAAAUCACUCCCAGGCAAUCCUAGCAAAAUUCUUGCUCAAGAAUUUGCCAUUCCUAGUAAGAUAUUUUUGAAAAAUGUUGACAAUUUUAAUUGAAAACAAUCAAAGUAAGGCACUUCAUUGUUACCUAGAAAUUAUUUGAUAUUGAGAUAAAAACAGCUGCAUUUAACCUUUAACACUUCACAGUAUAACACUUUGUUGGUGACAGUUUGCCUGAGGAAACUAUCCUUAAUAUUUUACAUAGGUGGGAUGGUACUUUAUCCAUGGGGAUUUCUGAACACUGCAGCUCAUGAUUUAUGUUGCAAUUUUGCAGCAUUUGGAAAUUGCCUUGGAUCAUGUGUCAUUACAUAUUUAAAAUUUUAUGGUUAGUUUGCUGAUGCAAAGUGCUUCUUUGUGAGAGGAAAAUGUCUCUUGAAAACUUUCCAGAUAUGUCAACUCCAUUGCCUGUUAUAAAAAAUUGCAACAGAGCUACAUUGUAGUUUUAUGGUAUUUAAGUCAUCAAUAGGCAAAACUUAAUUGCGGCUAACUGGGGAUACGUAUGUAGAUUCAUUAACGUAAUGAUUUAUUUUAAUUGCAAUGUUCCUCUAUCCAUUUGCAAUGUGUGCAAAGAACAGGUAAAACAAUUAUGGUUGGGCAGAACCAAAAACAAAACUUCUGAAUCUUGCCCCAUGUCCCAGAGGACCCUGCUACUUUCAGAAGAAAAAAAUCAUUUAAAGGGAUAGUUCACCCAAAUUACAAAAUUACAUGUUGGUCUAUGCAGUCUAUGGACAAGGUGAGACAGCAAUCCGUGCUUUGGUUUUGUUUACCUGGCCACUGUCUCCAAAUGCAGACUUUUUACCAUCUAAUGGCACAAAUUCAAUGCAAGUCAAUAUCCCCGAUAUUAGAAUCUUUUACAUUCAUCAGCAUAAAAUGUAGUGCUGCGUCUAUGUGCACAAAUCUUUAAGAGAAAAAAGCUAUUGAAAACUUAGCAUCUUGGCUGUCCUUUUUCAGUUAUCAAAAAAAAUGUAAUCCAAUUGUGAUCCGUCAUUUGAUUUUUGUAAUUUAUUUAAAUCCAUGCUGCUUCAAAAUGAAUGGUUUUGCCAUUAUGUCUGGUAAAUUUCAUUUUUUGUUAUGACAUUUUGGCAUUCAAAUAAUUUGGGGUAAGACUCAACAAACCGGGACACUAACAACAAUGGAUGUCAUAGUAUUUGCCCACUAAUGUUCCUAGGCUGUUGAUAUAUGAAUCCUCUUUAAUCUUUUUAAGCUCAACAUGAAACUGUGGUCCCAGUUCUCACUGGUAGUGUUUUUAUUUGCUUGUUGUAAAGUUGGUUAUUUCAAUGCUUUACAUUAAUAUAUUCAUGUAAUAUACAGUUUAUUAUUUAUUUAUGUAAGUCUUGCUUCAGCGGAAAGGUUUUAAUUGUUUUUCUCACUGGGUAUUUUUGGGAGUAUGGAUUUUGUAUAUAUUGCUCUGCUGUUAUAUCUGGAGUGCCUUUGCAUUUUUUCCAUGAGAAGGUUUAACAUGUUCCAUUUGAAAAGAAACAUGUACAGUAUAGCUGACUGUGUACACUUUAUAUUUUUGGAGAUGCCUAUGCAUUUAUUUUUAUUCAUUGUUUAAUAAACUUAAAAUUAUGCAAUCA
Messenger RNA from Oncorhynchus tshawytscha (Chinook salmon), 8136 nucleotides. It is a transcript of the gene usp53b, whose product is annotated as ubiquitin specific peptidase 53b. Bases 673 to 4062 code for a protein of 1129 amino acids. Gene Ontology annotation, cellular component: cell-cell junction. Gene Ontology annotation, biological process: sensory perception of sound; protein deubiquitination; response to auditory stimulus. Gene Ontology annotation, molecular function: cysteine-type deubiquitinase activity. Lineage: Eukaryota; Metazoa; Chordata; Actinopteri; Salmoniformes; Salmonidae. The transcript has 19 exons. The record is from RefSeq and is a predicted model, not a curated record.